UCGAGGCGUAAACACAAGUUGCAGACUUUAUCCAAAUUUAGGGUUUUCUUUUUUUCUUCGUCCUCUUCAAAACUCAGAUCAUCAUCAGAUCUUCGAAACCCCAAUUUCACAAAUCAGAUCUCAGUUUCCCGGUUAAUUUCACCCUCAAAUCAACUAAGUUUCAUGUCUGAACUUGACUCCCAGGUUCCUACUGCCUUUGAUCCGUUUGCUGAUGCGAAUGCUGAGGACUCAGGUGCCGGAACAAAAGAGUACGUUCACAUCCGUGUCCAGCAGCGAAAUGGUAGGAAAAGCUUGACAACCGUCCAGGGCCUGAAGAAAGAGUACAGCUAUACCAAGAUUCUUAAGGACCUCAAGAAAGAGUUUUGCUGCAACGGCACUGUGGUUCAGGAUUCCGAACUUGGACAGGUUAUACAGCUUCAAGGUGACCAGCGUAAGAACGUCUCCACAUUCCUUGUUCAGGCUGGUCUGGUGAAGAAGGAUAACAUAAAGAUCCAUGGUUUCUAAGCUAUCUAGUGAAGAAGCAUAUUAUUUAUAAUAAAAAAAAAACAUAUCAUUUCCCUCCUUUUGAUUUCUUGUUGCGAAUUUCGGGUUUGAUUCGAGUAGAGGAAGAUCAUAAUCUGUCUUCUUCCUAGUGUCCUUCCUGUUUGGUAUUCGAAUUUAAUGGCUUAUGCCCAUACUUAUUCAUCUUCUUCCCCUGUCUCUGCGUUACUCUGUUUCAACUCUUACCUAUGUAAUAAUAUCAGAUUGUUAAGAUAACUUCUUCUAAAUUGUCAUACUUAUUGGUUUUUCCUUCA
This is a messenger RNA of Camelina sativa (false flax), 794 nucleotides long. RefSeq names its product protein translation factor SUI1 homolog 1. Gene Ontology annotation, molecular function: translation initiation factor activity. The record is from RefSeq and is a predicted model, not a curated record. Gene Ontology annotation, biological process: translational initiation. Lineage: Eukaryota; Viridiplantae; Streptophyta; Magnoliopsida; Brassicales; Brassicaceae.